This is a messenger RNA of Erigeron canadensis, 4901 nucleotides long. RefSeq lists its product as uncharacterized. Gene Ontology annotation, biological process: protein autophosphorylation. Bases 208 to 4683 code for a protein of 1491 amino acids. Gene Ontology annotation, molecular function: transmembrane receptor protein tyrosine kinase activity; ATP binding. The record is from RefSeq and is a predicted model, not a curated record. Lineage: Eukaryota; Viridiplantae; Streptophyta; Magnoliopsida; Asterales; Asteraceae. The transcript is spliced from 7 exons. Gene Ontology annotation, cellular component: plasmodesma; plasma membrane.
CAUCCACUCGAUCCCUCUACCUUCUCUGACCACUUUUCAACAGAUCACACCCCUUUUUCCAGUGAAAUCUCCGAUGACCUUUUUGCGACGACACUCUUUAUCAACAUAUUAUUAUCGUUGUUUUGACUAUCAUAGUAAUUAUUGUUAUUGUUAUUAUUAUUUCUGUAGGAGAUUGCCGCAGCACCAACUACGGAACGUCGCCGCCAUAUGCCGCACUAUGUUAAUUUUGAAGCAUUUAACACUGUCAGUAAAAUCUCAGUACCAGAAGUGAAAUUGCAAGAUAUAGAAGUAGCAACCAAUAACUUUUUAAUGUGUAUUGGCGAACAUGAAUUUGGUCUGAUGUACAAAGGGGAGCUCUCCAUCCUUGGAAAACCUACAACAUCAUUUCUUAUAAAGAGGUUCAUGGAUAUUGAUGACAAUGAUGGGCCUUUAGGGAAUCAUGUAUUAAAGUACUUUUUGGAUCAAGUUUUUGAACUCGGUGGUCAACCGCAGUCGAAUGUUAUAUCUAUGCUCGGUUAUUGUAUAGAGGAAAAGGAAAAGAUUAUUGUUUACGAAUGUCCAGGUCGUGGAAGGUUAGAUCAGUACAUAAGGUACGAUAAUAGCUCAUCUACAACUCUGACAUGGUUAGUGAGGCUCAAGAUAUGUGCCGGUGCAGCUCAUGCAGUAGAUCACUCCCACGGUAUAGAUUUCAUCUACAAUGAUAUAGAAAGCUCAAAGAUUCUGGUUGAUGACAGAUGGCUUGCUAAAGUUACUGAUUUUCUGAUAUACGCACCAAGUUCAAAAGGGUUAGAUAGAGGUGUUGAUGCUGACCAUGCUUAUGGCGCACCAGAAUAUAUUAACAAUGGUGUCCCAACAGAUAAAACCAAUGUAUAUUCUUUCGGCGUGGUACUAUUUGAAGUUCUGUGUGGGAGGUUGUGCACAGAAGAGGUGAAUGGCGUCAUGUUAUCACCCAAGCUCAUCAAAGACUUGUAUGAAACGAUGAAACUAGCCGAAAUUGUUGAUCCUAGUUUAAGAGAAGAAAUGAUAAGCUCAAGCUCCCUGGACAAAUAUUCAGCAAUUGCGUAUCAAUGCUUGCUGGAUGAUCCACAACAACGACCUUCCAUGGCUGAUGUUGCAAAAGAGCUUGAAGAGUUAUUUCGAAUCGAGGCCUUCAGUACACUCUCAGUACCAGAAGUGAAAUUGCAAGAAAUAAAAGUAGCAACCAAUAACUUUGACAUGUGUAUUGGCGAACAUGAAUUUGGCAAGAUGUACAAAGGGGUGCUCUCCAUCCUUGGAAUACCUACAACAGUCCUUCUAAAGAGGUACAUGAACAUGAAUAUUGAUGAGCGUUCAGAAAACCAUCUUACGGAUCACGAUGGCACACUCUGUCGUCAACCACAUCAGAACGCCAUAUCUAUUCUCGGUUUUUGCAUAGGGAAACGAGAAAAGAUUACAAUUUAUGAAUAUCCAGGUCGUGGAAGGUUAGAUCAGUAUAUAAGGCGUAGCAAUAACUCAUCUACAACGCCUCUCACGUGGUUGCUAAGGCUCAAGAUAUGUGUCGGUGCAGCUCAUGCAAUAGAUCACGCCCAUAGUAUACAUGUCAUCUACUCCGAUAUAAAAAGCUCAAAGAUUUUGGUAGAUGACAAUUGGGAAGCGAAAGUUACUGAUUUUCUGAUAUCCACACCAGGCUCAAAAGGUUUAGAUAAAGGUGUCGUUGCUGACCAUGCUUAUGGCGCACCAGAACUUAUUAACAAUGGUGUCCGGACAGAUAAGACCAAUGUAUAUUCUUUCGGCAUGGUACUAUUUGAAGUUUUGUGUGGGAGGUUGUGCACCGAAGAGGUGGACGGCGUCAUGUUAUCACCCAAACUCAUCAUAGACUUGUAUGAAACGAUGAAACUAGCCGAAAUUGUUGAUCCCAGUUUAAGAAAAGAAAUGAUAAGCUCAAGCUCCUUGGGCAAAUAUUCAGCAAUCGCCUAUCGAUGUUUGCUGGAUGAUCCACAACAACGACCUUCCAUGGCUGAUGUCGCAAAAGAGUUUGUAGAAUUAAUACGAAUGGAGAGAAUUCACCAAAGCACACUACAGGAAGUGCCAUUGAAAGAGAUACAAGUAGCAACCAAUUACUUUCAAUCGUAUAUUGGCAAACAUGAUUGUGGCGACCUGAUAUACGAAGGGGAACUUUCCAUCACUGGAAUACCUACGAAGGUAUAUAUAUUAAGUUUUCUUGAGCAUUCAAGACGCCCAAUGAGUUAUUUGGAAACAGUGGGCUAUUUAUCUGAACUACAAAAUCUAACUUAUAUCGCGGCCCUCGGUUAUUGCUAUGAGGAAGGGGAGAAGAUAAUAGUGUAUGAGCAUCCAGAGGGUGGAAGUUUGGAUCAGUAUAUAAGGCACAGUAGUAAUACUACUCUUACGUGGAUCCAAAGACUUAAUAUAUGUUUCCGUGCAGCUUGUGGAUUAUUCCAAGUCCAUCAACGACACAUAUUCCAAAGAGCAUUUAGAAGUGCAAAUAUUUUGCUAGAUACAGAGCAGGUUGCUAAAGUUUGUGAUUUUAUGAUAUCUGCCCCAAAUACUUCAACAAGUUUAGGUGACAUUGCUGCUGACCGUGUUUAUGGCGCACCAGAGGUCAUUCUUAGUACUGGUAAAGCGUCGAAAGAAGCAGAUGUAUAUGCUUUCGGCGUGGUACUAUUUGAAGUUCUUUGUGGGAGGUUGUUCACCGAAGAGGUGGAUGGCGUCAUGUUAUCUGCCCAACUCAUCAAAGAUUUGAUUGAAACGAAGAAACUAGCCGAAGUUGUUGAUCCUAGUUUAAGAAAAGAAAUGAUAAGCUCAAGCUCCUUGGAUAAAUAUUCAGCAAUUGCUUAUCGAUGUUUGCUGGAUGAUCCACAACAACGACCUUCACUGGCUGAUGUGGCAAAAGAGUUUGUAGAAUUGAUACGAAUGGAGGCCUUCAGUAUAAUCUCAGUACCAGAAGUGAAAUUGCAAGAAAUAGAAUUAGCAACCAAUAACUUUGAAAUGUGUAUUGGCGAACAUAAAUGUGGCAAGAUGUACAAAGGGGAGCUCUCCAUCCCUGGAAAACCUACAACAGUCCUUCUAAAGAGGUACAUGAAUAUUGAUGAGCUUUCAGAAAGCCAUUUUUUGGAGCAAGAUGGCACACUCUGUCGUCAACCACAUCAGAACACCAUAUCUGUUCUUGGUUUUUGCAUGGAGAAAGGGGAGAAGAUUACAGUUUAUGAAUAUCCAGGUCGUGGAAGCUUAGAUCAGUAUAUAAGGCGUAACAAUAACUCAUCUACAACGUCUCUUACGUGGUUGUUAAGGCUCAAGAUAUGUGCCGGUGCAGCUCAUGCUGUACAUCACGCCCACAGUAUAUGUGUCAUCUACACCGACAUAGAAAGCUCAAAGAUUCUGGUAGAUGACAAAUGGGAAGCUAAAGUUACUGAUUUUCUGAUAUCCACACCAGGUUCAAAAGGUUUAGAUAGGCAUGUCAUUGCUGACCAUGCUUAUGGCGCACCAGAAUUUAUUAAUAAUGGUGUUCCGACAGAUAAAACCAAUGUAUAUUCUUUCGGCGUGGUACUAUUUGAAAUUUUGUGUGGGAGGUUGUGCACCGAAGAGGUGGCUGGCGUCAUGUUAUCACCCAAACUCAUCAUAGACUUGUAUGAAACGAUGAAACUAGACGAAUUUGUUGAUCCUAGUUUAAGAGAAGAAAUGAUAAGCUCAAGCUCCUUGGAAAAAUAUUCAUCAAUUGCGUAUCGAUGCUUGCUGGAUGAUCCACAACAACGACCUUCCAUGGCUGAUGUCGCAAAAGAGCUUGAAGAGUUAUUGGAUAUCGAGAGCAUUCACCAAGGCACACUACAAGAAGUGUCAUUGAAAGAGAUACAAGUUGCAACCAAUAACUUUCAAUUGUAUAUUGGCAAAAAUCCUUCUGGUGACUUGAUAUACGAAGGGGAACUUUCCAUCUUAGGAAUCCCUACAAAGGUAUAUAUAAUAAGGUUUCAUGAGCAUUCAGAACACGGAUUUAGUUAUUUUAAAUUACUGGACAUGUACUCUAAACUACGCCAUCCAAAUAUUUUCUUGACUCUCGGUUAUUGCUUUGAAGAGGGUGAGAAUAUUAUAGUACAUAGGUAUCCAGAGGGUGUAAGUUUAGAUCAGUAUAUAAGCAGGCGUAGAAGUGAUACUACUAGUCUUACGUGGCUACAAAGACUUGAGAUAUGCGCAGGUGCAGGUCGUGGAUUAUCUUACACCCAUAGUAAAGGCUUGUGUGAGCCUGGCUUCAAAAGCGCCUUAAUUUUUCUUGAUGACAAGUGGGUUGCUAAAAUAGCUAAUUCAGAUAUAUCCCCCCAAUAUUCAGAUAAAGGUGCCGACGCUUAUAAAUCACCUGAAUACAAUACUGAUCAUGGCUUUGAGACGUCUGAAAGCAAUGUAUAUACUUUCGGUAUAGUAUUAUUUGAAGUUUUGUGUGGGAGGCUAUGCAGCGAAGAGCUGGAUGGCUACAUGUUAUCAGCCAAACUGAUGAAGGAGUUUUAUGAAAAGAAGAAACUUGAAGAGAUUGUUGAUCCUGCUCUUUUAACAGAAGAGACCAUCUGCCCAGAUUCCCUGGACACAUAUUCAGCAAUUGUGUAUCGAUGCUUGCAUGAUGAUCCACAACAACGACCUUCCAUGGAUGAGGUUGUACUAGAGCUUGAAGAGUUAUUGAGGAUCCAGCUUCAGCUUUAGAACUUCCAAAAAGCACUAUUGCAUCGUCUUCUGGAGUAUGAAUGAGCAGUUGAUCGAGGGAAUAAUGACUCAAAUUGAACUUGCAAAACUUACACCCCCAUAACAAUUUGUAAUGCAUACAAAUAAUUACUUCAAAACUAUGUAGAGUAAAAUUUAAGAUGAGAUACUUUAUAUGUUUUAAUGGUGAAAAUAAAAUAUAUUAAAGAGUAUCUGUGAUU